Molecule: messenger RNA, 2916 nt
Organism: Seriola dumerili (greater amberjack)
Lineage: Eukaryota; Metazoa; Chordata; Actinopteri; Carangiformes; Carangidae
Gene: med25
Product: mediator complex subunit 25
Exons: 20
Coding region: 112-2382 (756 amino acids)
Biological process (GO): positive regulation of transcription by RNA polymerase II
Cellular component (GO): transcription regulator complex; mediator complex
Source: RefSeq, a predicted model, not a curated record
AUGGUUAGGCUAGCUGCUCUGUGUAGUUACUGUCAGUUCAAGCUCAUUUUUCCCUAUUUUUGUGUUUAACUGAUCCCACGACUUCACUUACAGCCGCACACCAUCAGAUCCAUGGUGGCAGGUUCGGCACUAAUGGAACCAUCCACUAAGCCUGGGAGCAACCAAGUCGCUGAUGUGGUGUUUGUCAUUGAAGGGACGGCAAACCUUGGACCCUACUUUGAAUCUCUAAGGAAAAAUUACAUACUUCCAGCUAUUGAAUAUUUCAAUGGAGGGCCCCCGGCAGAAACAGAUUUUGGUGGAGAUUAUGGAGGAACCCAGUAUGGUCUUGUGGUGUUCAACACAGUGGACUGUGCUCCUGAGUCAUACGUCCAGUGCCACGCACCAACCAGCUCUGCCUUUGAGUUCGUCUCGUGGAUCGACAGCAUCCAGUUCAUGGGAGGUGGAGCAGAAAGUUGUAGUCUAAUUGCAGAGGGGCUGUCUGUGGCCUUGCAGCUCUUUGAUGACUUUAAGAAGAUGAGGGAGCAAAUAGGUCAAACCCACAAGGUGUGUGUGCUGCUGUGUAACUCUCCCCCUUAUCUGCUUCCUGCUGUGGAGAGUGUCAGCUACACCGGCUGCACAGCUGACAACUUGGUCAAAAUCAUCAGAGAUAAAGGAAUUCACUUCUCGGUGGUGGCUCCUCGGAAACUGCCUGCUCUGAGGGCUUUGUUUGAGCGGGCGUCUCCUGUAGGAGGGGUGGUUGAACCCCAUCCAGACUACAGUCAGGACCCCUUCCACAUGGUCCUAGUCCGUGGCAUCUCACUUCCUGUUUCCUCAGGUGGAGGACCUGGGCCGCUCAAACCUGUCCUCCCUCCUCAGUCAUUGCCUGUCACUCAGCCUCUCCCUGGAGCUUCACAGCCCCCUCCACCCAUUAACACAACCCACCCUUAUCAGAAUCCGGCCUCCAUGACUGCUGCUCAGGUGGCUGCACAGAUGGCCGUGGAGGCAGCCAACGUCCAGAAGAGUCGCUUCCCAGGAAUGGUCAAUCAAGGUCCCCCGUUCACCAGUCAACCACAAAUCCCCUCAGUCCCCGGGGUGAAGCUCAGUCAACCCAGCAUAUCAACGGUCACUACAGCAACACAGCCUAUGAUGUCACAGCAACAAGUCCCUCCAAAUCAGCAACAGCCAGUCCCGCCCCCAGGACAGCCUACACCCAAUCAGCAGCCGCAGCAGCAACCUCAGCAGCAGCCCACAGCAAAUCAGCCCACAGCCCCAUCAGCACAGCCCAACAUGCCUGGUGUGUCUGGACCUCAAAGCAAUGCAAAUCCAAUUGGACAGCAGCAAGGCGUGGCCAAUAAGAUUGUUGCAUGGACCGGCGUUCUUGAGUGGCAAGAGAAGCCUAAAGCCUCAUCUAUGGAUUCAACCACCAAACUGACACGUUCUCUGCCGUGUCAAGUGCAUGUCAACCAAGGAGAAAACCUAAACACAGACCAGUGGCCACAGAAGCUCAUCAUGCAGCUGAUUCCACAGCAGUUACUGACAACCUUAGGUCACCUCUUCAGAAACUCCCGAAUGGUUCAGUUUCUCUUCACUGACAAAGACGUGGAAUCUCUGAAAGGCCUGUAUCGCAUCAUGGCCAAUGGUUUUGCCGGCUGCGUCCACUUCCCCCACACCACUUCACCCUGUGAAGUGCGGGUGCUGAUGCUGCUCUACUCAUCCAAGAAGAGAAUAUUCAUGGGCCUCAUUCCCAACGACCAGAGCGGCUUCGUCAAUGGCAUCCGGCAAGUCAUCACCAACCACAAGCAGGUCCAGCAGCACAGAGCGCAGCUGGGCGGUGCAGGGGGUCCAAUGCAACCUGGUCAGGUCCCCCCCAACCAGAACUUCCUUAACAGGCCCCCUGGUCCCAUUCCUGUCUCCCACGGAAACGUCCAGCAGCAGUCUGUGGUGGUGGGCAUGCCCCCUGUUAGUCAGGUUUCUAUGAUGGAGGAGCAGCAGAGGCAGAGCAACAUGAUGACAAUGAGAGCAGCCGGACCGUCCAACCAACAGCCGCCGGUCAGCGGCGCUCCCCCCAACCAGGUCGCACAGAGUGGACAAGCCCAGCCUCAGGGUCCCAUACUGCGACUCUCAAACCCAGUAGCCAAUCCACAGCUUCGCAGUCUCCUACUCAGCCAGCAGCAGCCACAGGGAGGGGUGUCUCACAUGACAGGCAUGAUGUCUCACCAGGGUUUAGGGCAGCAGUUGGUCCAUUCAGCACCAGGAGGGGGGGCUCAAAUGCAGGGCCAGUGGAGGCAGCCCUUGGGAGGUCAGAUGCUGAUGUCUGGAGGUCAGAGAGGAGCUGUGCCUCAGCCCGGGAUGCCCCAGGUCUCCAGUGUCAUGGAGGAUGAAAUCCUCAUGGACCUUAUCUAACUGAGCAUUGUGGACUCAAGAACAGGGUUUUUAGUUGAAUCUCUGCAGCUAUUUUCCCAGUUUGGACACAUACAUCCCCUCUGUUGCUUUACUGCUACAAAUGUUCAACAUAAUUAAGGAGCGAAUCAUGAGUAGUUUCUUCUGGAUUUUUUUUUUUUUUUUUACCGGACUGAGCAGCUGAAGUUAAUUAGGGGCAGACAAUGCGAGCAUUAGUUUUUCAUGUAAAUGGUCAAACCGGCAGCACGCUAAUCCUUCAUGCUACACCCUGGAUGCAGCCAAACCAGUGGAAACAGUCAGUUAUGUUGUGCUUCUGGAAACUCUACUCAUCUAUAAUUUUUACAUUUUAUCAUUUAAAACUGAAAUGGUUUUUUUACCUUUUAAAUUCAGAUUUUUCUUUUUUCUGUUAGAUUUUUUUUUUAUUAUUGAUAAAGUUGUUUAGGGAGGAUUCAAUAAAAUGAAGCGUAGACAACUGAAGAAGUUGUUUCUCAUUGUGAGGAGGUUUUUCUGUUCAUACAUGGUGAUGUUGUGCAUUUG